Messenger RNA from Eublepharis macularius, 1902 nucleotides. RefSeq names its product vomeronasal type-2 receptor 26-like. The transcript has 7 exons. The record is from RefSeq and is a predicted model, not a curated record. Gene Ontology annotation, biological process: G protein-coupled receptor signaling pathway. Gene Ontology annotation, molecular function: G protein-coupled receptor activity. Bases 1 to 1902 code for a protein of 633 amino acids. Gene Ontology annotation, cellular component: membrane. NCBI's taxonomy places the organism in Eukaryota, Metazoa, Chordata, Lepidosauria, Squamata, Eublepharidae.
AUGGGGGAGAAAGCAAAUGCCAGAAGGAAGCAGAACAGCAGCGGAGCAGCGGCGAGCGGCAGAGAUGACAGGACUUUGGGCGAGCUGCGAGACGACGGACGGGGAGGUCGGAGCAGUCUCUCUCCAAUGGUCUCGUCGAUCGGCUCCCUGACUCGGGCAAGGCCAAGUCGGGCAGCUGCCAUAGUAUGGCGCCUGCUCGGAGCUCCAGGGGAGCCGGACCCUGGGCUGGGAAGCACAGCUCAGGGCAAGCUCCAUCGGGCAGAGCUAGGGCUGCCCAGCCCUCGCAGCAAAAGCGAGUGGGCAGUAACAGACCCACAUCAAGCAAGCCAGCCACCAAGAUUCUUUGAAACGAACUACGAGCACACCCUGGCUAUCUUGUUCGCCAUUAGUGAGAUCAAUGAGAAUCCCAGACUCUUACCUAACAUCACUCUGGGCUACAACAUCUAUGAAAAUUACCAAAGUGCAAGGAUAGCUUCUGAGACUACCGUAGACCUCCUUUGUACCGGGCUACAUCACUUGGCUUUCCCCAACUAUUUGUGUGGAAAGCAGGAGGAGCCACUGGCGGUCCUUCAGGGUGGCGAUGACCAGGUCUUCUUUCAGAUGGCCACUGUGCUGAGCAUCUACAAAAUUCCUCAGCUUCAUCCUUUUCUGAGAAACAUCUACUGUAACACGACAACCAUAAAGAAUGUGCAUUUUAACGAGGAUGGGGAAUUAGUUGCUGACUAUGAUAUUCUGAAUUUGGUUGUCUUUCCUAAUGGCUCUGCCGUGAGAGUGAAAGUUGGGGGUCUUGAAAUCCAGGCUCCCUCAGGCCCAGAGCUGAACAUUCAGGAGAAUGGCAUUGUCUGGCCCAGAUUGUUUAACCAGACACAACCUAGAUCGGUAUGCACCAAGAGCUGCCUGCCUGGAUAUAGCAAGAUGGUUCCAGAAGGACAGCAGAUUUGCUGCUAUGAUUGUGUACCAUGUAGAGGAGGGACAAUUUCCACACAGACAGAUUCAAAUCGUUGUGAGGAGUGUCCAAUAGAUCAGUCUUCAAAUGAGGACAAGGAUCAAUGUGUUCCCAAGAGGAUCGUAUUUUUUUCCUACGAAGAACCUCUGGGGAUCGUCAUGGCUUUCUUUGCACUACUCUUGUCCCUGACCACAAGCGUUGUUUUAGGAAUCUUCCUUAAAUUCCUGGAAACUCCACUUGUCAAGGCGAACAACCGAGAUCUCUCCUACAUUCUUCUCAUCUCCCUCCUGUUCUCCUUUCUGUCCUCCUUCCUCUUCAUGGGUCAGCCUGGGAAGGUGACCUGCCUCCUCCGACAGACUGCCUUCAGCAUCAUCUUCUCUGUUGCCAUCUCCUCCUUAUUGGCCAAAACUAUCACGGUGGUGGUGGCCUUCAUGGCCACAAAGCCAGGGAACACGAUGAGGAAAUGGCUGGGGAAGAGCUUGGCAAACUCCACUGUCAUGACCUGCUCUGGCCUUCAAGUGGCCAUUUGCAGUGUCUGGCUGGGAAUCUCUCCCCCCUUCCCAGACUCCGACAUGCACUCCCAGCCUGGACAGAUCACACUGCAGUGCAACGAAGGGUCUGUCGCCAUGUUUUAUACGGCCCUGGGCUACAUGGGCUUCCUGGCUGCUGUCUGUUUCACAGUGGCUUUCCUGGCCAGGAAGCUGCCUGGUUCGUUCAAUGAAGCCAAGCUGAUCACCUUCAGCAUGCUGGUCUUCUGUAGCGUCUGGGUGUCCUUUGUGCCCACGUACCUGAGCACGAAAGGGAAAUACAUGGUAGCCGUGCAGAUCUUCUCCAUCCUGGCCUCCAGUGCUGGCUUGUUGGGCUGCAUCUUCCUUCCCAAAUGCUACAUCAUUGUACUGAGGCCUGGUCUGAACACAAAGGAGCAUCUUAUGAUGAAAAAGAGAGAAAAAGUGUGA